Molecule: messenger RNA, 1267 nt
Organism: Fomitopsis serialis
Lineage: Eukaryota; Fungi; Basidiomycota; Agaricomycetes; Polyporales; Fomitopsidaceae
Exons: 5
Coding region: 424-1176 (250 amino acids)
Molecular function (GO): protein binding
Source: RefSeq, a predicted model, not a curated record
UGUGGAUGUCAAGUGAGAAGGGUGGUGACGUUUCUUUACUACCAGUGACCUCAAGUUGUGAACAUCGAGAGGACUGACUACUUAUAUCCGAUACUCAGCAGUCGGCGUGUGUACUCAAUCAGAUCAAUCAAGGCUUUCCGUCACGCUAUCACACAAUAAAUAUGGAAUAGGGAAGUCCGUGGAUUAUGUACAACUCGCUGGGCAGUGCCGGGGCAGUGAUUACUGUGGCUAGAUGAGUAGCUGCGCCGCGGUUACACUCUCUGGUUUUGGCAUUCACUGUCCACAGAGCUGACGUCGACGACGCUGCAUCGCAUUGUCCAGCCCUUGUGCGAAAAUCUAUAGCUCGCGUCCUGGCCCUCCAACCCAAUUUCAACCCUAAAGAGCAGUGACUAGCAAGACGUCUGUCCCGGGGUCCUGUCGAACAUGGAGAUUACACAUCUAAUUCCCGCUGUCUCGUUGGAAAACGGGCAGCAACGGUUGGAUCACGACCAGACUCGCAAUGCGAUGGAAUCACACGAUGACCCGUCAGAGGACGGCAAGGACGACGACGGGGACCACAGAGAUGGUGGAGAGGAAGUGCCAGAUGAGGAGGAUGGCCCACCUAACUGGUACCAGUACUGCCUCAGUAACAGGAGCGCGAGGAAGAUGAUCAAAGAUGCCUUACCCCUCGCUAUUUCUCAACGUAUCCCUCUAGACAUCUUCUACGUGGUCAUGGAACAGUUGCGAGGCGAACCCAAGAACCUCUAUAAUUGUGCCCUGGUCUGUCACGCCUGGCAUCAACACAGUAUCUCCACCCUAUACUCCACGAUUGCUAUCACCAAUCGCGAUGUCUUUGACACCUUGGAAAUCAUCGUCGAAGAGAACGGUGGGAGACCCUCGACGGCAUCGUACUUUCAUCUCAUACCACUCAUGCUCGCAAAUCACCUACCCUCCUUGCGGCACUUGAUCCUCCGACACUGUGGCCAGUGCCAUGACAUCGUACGCUAUCCGGCGAACUUCGCCUGGUCUGCGCGUUUCCGUCCCUCGAGGAACUGUCCAUCGAGGAUGUGUUGCUCUCGAACCAUACAGUCUCAACAUUCAAACCCAUGCCAGGUCGGCUCCGUUUGCGCAUUCUCCAUAUCGCUGCGCGCACCAAAGGCUCGGAAGUCGCAUUCUUCGCAUUUGUCAAGGUGCUGAGAUUGUCGCCUGCGUAUCGUCGAUUUGGAAGCUACGGGUUUCCACACGAAACUCUAUGCAGAAUAUGUACGCGGUGUACGCGGCAUGCCGC